AUCAGAGCCCUCUGAUCUGUUUAAAGGGCCAUUAAAACCCCUGGCAGACUUAAAAAAGGCAAUGUGACAGUUCUGCAAUAUUCCCUUCUGACCAAGGCCAGCUUUCCAAUGGAUUUACUGUACGCUGGAUCGGCAGGGAUCUAAAGGACACUUUUUAUUUUGCACAACUGUUUUACUUUUGCAUCAGUAUAUUUAAGCUGAAGCCCUUGCAUUAAACCAGCGACCUUCAUCCUCACAGCAAGUCUGGAGGAAGCAAGAACUGGCGCUGAAAAACCCUUCCAUUAUCGCGUGCACUUCAUCGUAUCUCGGCUACUACCACAGUGUAUAUAAUGCCAGUCCUGACCAACCCAGAGAUUGCCACCAAAUUCAAGGAAAAGUGGAUGAUGCUUCACCCGGAGGACCAGGACAACUUUAACGGCUCUGUGAACCUGGACGAUAGCCUCACCAGCCUCCAGUGGCUGCAGGACUUUUCCAUCCUCAACGCUAACCUGGAGAGACCCCCCAGCUCCGGCUACCACCCUCACCACCAGAUACACCCCCAAUUCCACCAGAAGCACUUCCACAUGCCUGGCGCGGAUGCCCCAGGCAGCCCGCCUGCUGGCGACACAGCGGCUACUGGGAUGCCCCUCAGCCUGGGUAACCCCACAUCGGCCUCCACCUCCAGUAGAUCCUCGCCCGGUGGCACCAGCUACCUGCAGCAACAAGCAGCCCACAGCCACCACACUUCUGCCCCUAUGAGCCCGCCUGAAGAGAUCGACUACAAGACGAAUGCUCAAGUUAAGCCCCCUUACUCGUAUGCUACCCUUAUCUGCAUGGCGAUGCAAGCUAGCAAGAAAACCAAGAUCACCCUCUCGGCCAUCUACAACUGGAUAACCGAUAAUUUCUGCUAUUACAGACACGCUGAACCCAGCUGGCAGAAUUCAAUCCGCCACAACCUGUCGCUCAACAAGUGCUUCAUGAAGGUGCCCAGGCAGAAGGACGAGCCUGGGAAGGGCGGCUUCUGGCAGAUCGACCCGCAGUAUGCUGACAUGUUCGUCAACGGCGUCUUCAAGAGGAGGCGCAUGCCUGCCACUCACUUCAACACCCAGCGCCAGAGCAAGAUGUCGCCCGUUUCGGAGGCUUCCUGCAGCCCUCUGGGUCACAACUACCUGCACCAGCCCGUGGGCGAGCACCAUAUUGGCAUGAACCACAUGGGCACUGACCACCACCACAACCAGACUGGCUUCAUCUCCCCGGCGGAGGUGCACCGGCCGGGCAGCAAGCGCAAGCAGCCUGUGCCCAAGAGAAAUGGCAAGAUGGCUUGCAGCUCCAAAUCGCCCCUGCUGGCACCGGAGAUCAAGGAGACGGAGGCCCUGAAAGGGGACUUCGACUGGGCAUCCGUGUUUGAUGAAGUUUUCAACGGAAACGGCAGCAACUUCGAAGACUUGGACAUUAACGCUGCCCUCAGCUCCCUGGGCUGUGAGCAGCUGGACCUCACCAUUCAAGGACGCCACAUUAACACCAACAGCAAGUGGUGCACGGCCAGCAUGGAGCCGCAGUGCAGCUUUGCAGAGGUCAGCGGUACUAAUCUACAGUUUCAGCAGCAGCAGCAGCAGCAGCAGCAGCAGCAGCAGCAUUUCGAAGAGUUCACUUUCUUCUCAGACCCCCCGCGACACCCCUGGGAGGAGAUCAAGGAAGAGGUGCAGGCCAUCCCUUUGAAUUUCGACCAGAGCUUUAACUUCUGCGAAGGCUUUUUCAACGAAAUGCAGCAGUGGGAGAGGGUCGAAGCCUAUCUGUGACAUCCCGCCCAUCCUUUUCCCAGUUAAAGGACACAGACUCAAGUUUUGCUACAUUAGCAUCUUAAGCUCUUUGAUUAUAGAGCACAGACAGGGACCCAGCUUGUUUGUUUUGUACACGUGAAGCUAUAGAUGCUUCUUUUCUGUUUUGUUUUGUAAUAGGGUGACCGUACCACUGAAGCCGAAGCACUGUCAGUGGUUCCAAUAGCAAAACAAGUCGACAAAGGGUUGCUUAACUUUUGUGGUUCAUUGAUGCUUACGAGAUUGGUACACCCCACUAACGGUGCAAACAAAGUUGCAAUACAGGAACAGAGAGGAGCAAGUGAAAGCCUUCCUGAUUGUACAGAACGGAUGGUAAUUAGAUGUCGCAUGCACUUGCCACUUUGAAAAAAAACAAUACUGUUGCAUUAGUGAGGAGGACAACAAACUAAUGAUCAAAUCAAUUAUAUAUAUAU
Acipenser ruthenus (sterlet) is the source of this 2230-nucleotide messenger RNA. RefSeq names its product forkhead box protein J1-B-like. Gene Ontology annotation, molecular function: DNA-binding transcription factor activity; sequence-specific DNA binding. The transcript has 3 exons. The coding region runs from base 330 to 1778 and encodes 482 amino acids. Lineage: Eukaryota; Metazoa; Chordata; Actinopteri; Acipenseriformes; Acipenseridae. The record is from RefSeq and is a predicted model, not a curated record. Gene Ontology annotation, biological process: regulation of DNA-templated transcription.